Molecule: messenger RNA, 1162 nt
Organism: Clarias gariepinus (North African catfish)
Lineage: Eukaryota; Metazoa; Chordata; Actinopteri; Siluriformes; Clariidae
Product: C-factor-like
Exons: 6
Coding region: 97-876 (259 amino acids)
Source: RefSeq, a predicted model, not a curated record
CAUUCAGAGAGAGAGUGUGUGUGUGUGUGUGUGUUCAGGGUGGUGGAGUAUUUAAGGCUGUGUAUCAGCAGUAGUGUGUGUUAUUCCCCUGUAGAGAUGAGUGUGAGUUUUAGUGAGUGUAACUCGGUGUUAAUCACCGGGGCGAGCAGAGGCCUGGGGCUGCAGAUGGUCAAACAUUUAGUGGGAAUCUCUGAGAGACCGAAGAAGAUCAUCGCCACCGCCCGGAGCCCAGGUACAGCUCAGGAGCUGCAGCAGAUCGUCAAAUCUCAUCCUGAGGUUUAUGUCGUGCCUUUAGACGUGGUGAAUGACGCGAGUAUUGAAGCUGCGGUUCAGAAGGUGUCGAGCAUCGUGGGUCCUGCGGGGUUAAACUGCCUGAUCAACAACGCAGCGAUCGCGUUAGAUACGGACCUGAACUCAGAGACACGUGACAGCAUGAUGAACACGUUCCAGACCAACACUGUCUCGCCUCUGUUCAUCACCAAGGCGUUCCUGCCAUUAUUACGGACAGCAGCAGCAGUGUGUAAUGCCGGUGUGAUGAGUGUGAACCGAGCUGCAGUGAUCAAUGUGUCCUCUAUCGGCGGCUCCUUGGAGCUCCACUGCAAAGACGGAGAAUUUGCGUUCUUUAAAAUUUACUCUUAUCGAGUGUCAAAGGCAGGACUGAACAUGUUGACGCGGUGUUUAGCGCUCGAUCUGCAGGACGACGGGAUCCUGUGCACGGUGGUUCACCCCGGCUGGGUGCAGACUGAUAUGGGAGGAGAGGAGGCGACGUUGACUCCGGAGGAGAGCAUCUCAUCUCUGUUAGCUGUUAUCUCUGCGCUGAGAGAAAAGGAUCAUGGGCAGUUUUUGGACUACAAGGGGCAGAAAUUGCCCUGGUGAAGACGAGCUGAAGUCAUUACAGAGAGCUGCUUUGUUUAACAGGAAUUUUGAAAUUAAUUGUAAUCAGGUGCUGGAACAUGAUUUUAAUAUUAACUGAUUCAUUACCUAAUUAAUAUAAACCAGUCUGUGAUUUUCACACACUGCAAACAUGUUGUGUAUUUUCACUUCUCUAGGGUUUAUUUAGUGGACAAAUCUUGUCUUGUCAAACAAGUCUUCUGUCUUUUUGUGUUAUUGAUGUACUGUAUGUGCAUUGUGCAUUAUAAAUAAUAAAGAAGACAUUAGUAUA